Polychytrium aggregatum is the source of this 2157-nucleotide messenger RNA. RefSeq lists its product as uncharacterized. Gene Ontology annotation, biological process: regulation of actin filament polymerization. The transcript is spliced from 14 exons. The record is from RefSeq and is a predicted model, not a curated record. The coding region runs from base 1 to 2157 and encodes 718 amino acids. NCBI's taxonomy places the organism in Eukaryota, Fungi, Chytridiomycota, Chytridiomycetes, Polychytriales. Gene Ontology annotation, molecular function: protein binding.
AUGAGCCAAUGCCAUGCUCGGCUCGAUGGCAUUCUGGCUCGCUCCCACGCUGGCCCAGCAUCCUUCUGCAUCUCGCAGCGCCUCCGAUCCACUUCAACUCCUCAUCGCUCACUCAUCGCGCUCAUUCAUGCCGCCGGAUACAACCACACGAUCGACGUGCUGCAGUACGAAAGCAUCCAGUUCCUCGGCGACUUGCGAGACUUUCUCAAGGAGCGCGCCGACCUCGAGAAGGAGUACUCGCGUAAACUCGAGGUCCUGAGCCGGAAAUUCCUUGCCCGUCGCGAGAGACGCAAGGCCGCUCUGGGGCAGUUUCUGGCUCAGUUCCAGGCGGUCCCUGGCAGCCAGCUCAAGGGAUUGCACAGGAUCAACUACCCGGUGACUGAAUCCUGUCUCGACUGGAUACAAAAUAGGUGCUGGUCAGAUAUUCUCAAAGAAACCGAGAGCGUCGCCCGCAACCACUCGGACUAUUCAGAUUCGUUGAACGUGCGGGUGGUCGAAAGGAUCAAGACGAUCCGGCUCCGCCACGAAGAGUCCAGGAAGAAGAACCUCACCUUCUGCCAGCGCCUUGUGGCUGAGCGCGAUAAAAUCUAUGACGAAACGGCCCAAGCCAAGCACAAGUACGACGUCACUUGUGAUCUCGUCGACACGGCAAAGUCAAAGCACGACCGGGCCAUUGACGAGCGAACGCGGGAGAAGCACAAGCUUACCUACCACCAGGAGAUCCUCGAUAUGUACAACAACAAGAACCUCUACAUCUUAUCGCUCGACGUUGCCAAGGCUGUCCAAGAUAGCUAUUACAACAAAACCGUCCCGGCGAUUGUCAAGAUGGCAAUGGAUAGCGGAUCCUCAGCGAUUCUCGAGCUGCACGGCGCUCUGGACGACUAUGUCGACUUGUCCCUGCAGCGCGAUCAAUAUUCCCAGGCCUCCAUAGACAAAAUCAAGCAGACAAUCGCCAGUUUGGACGGCUCGGGUGAUGCCGACGCUUUCCUGGCGAAAGCGAGGGCUGGGUUCAAGGAUGCACCGACGCCGCACGAGUUUGCGUUCCAGUCGAGCGGCUUGUGGAAAGAAACGGGCGAGAUGUCCACCGACGACUUUUCGCGCAUUUUCUUGACCAACAAGCUCGAGAAGAUUCGCGAUGCUUUGGACCUUGUCUCGAAAGACAUCGAGGCCAAGCACAAGGCGAUCGAGGGUCUUCAGAAGCUCUAUGAUACCUACACCGCCAACCCGCGCCAGGGUGAUCCGUACAAGGCACGAGAGGGCAUUGACGAACUCGAGAAAGAAAUCCUGUUGCUGACUUGGACCGAGAUUCGGUACCAGACACUGUGCGCAAAAGUCACAGGCACCAUUGGAGAAAAAUCGGAUCGAGACAGGUCGCAUUCAUUCAAAUGCGUGUCCUGCACCAUUCCAACGACAUGCGACUAUUGCAGACACACCAUCUGGGGCGUCAAGGCCGCAGUGACUUGCACAGUCUGCAACUACAAUGCGCAUAUCAAGUGCGAGCUCAAGGUCCCUCUCCGCUGCACCGGAGUGAAAAUCAAGGCCCAGCGCUCCGCUUCCAACCCCAGCAUCACCCGUCGCGAGAGCACACCGAAGAUUCCAGAGAAAGCUUUACGCCGAACAGACACACCAACCACGGACGCAUCCAAGGUGCCUCUGCAAGCCAUUGUGCUCUACUCGUACACUCCCUGCAAUCUCUCUGGCGGGGAGAUUGAGGUGCUCGAGGGCGAGUCCUUGACGGUCUUGCAGCCCGACGAUGGCAGCGGAUGGGCCCUUGUCUCGAGCGCCACCAAGACAGGACUGGUCCCAACAUCGUACAUCAAGGUGAUUCCGAGAGGAACGCCGUUGCCGCUGCACAUACCGGCCAACGUAUCUCUGUCGGCACAGACCCUGGGCUGCGACGAGGCCAUGGCAAAGACCGAUGUUCCCGUCGACCCAAAGCCUGCCGAGAAUGUGCCGCUGGAACAACAUCGCAGCGAAAGCCAAGCCACGGUGCUGUACGAGUACAUCAAACAGAGCGAUGACGAGAUCACGGUCCUGGUCGGCCAAAUGGUCAAGGUUCUGGACUCAGAUGACGGCUCUGGUUGGGCCCGUGUGUCCGAUGGAAGUCAAGCUGGGCUGGUCCCAUCGACGUAUUUGCAAAAGCGCGAGGGCAUAUGA